Molecule: messenger RNA, 3004 nt
Organism: Peromyscus leucopus (white-footed mouse)
Lineage: Eukaryota; Metazoa; Chordata; Mammalia; Rodentia; Cricetidae
Product: integrin beta-2-like protein
Exons: 14
Coding region: 40-2442 (800 amino acids)
Biological process (GO): cell adhesion mediated by integrin; cell migration; integrin-mediated signaling pathway
Cellular component (GO): focal adhesion; cell surface; integrin complex
Molecular function (GO): integrin binding; amyloid-beta binding
Source: RefSeq, a predicted model, not a curated record
AACCGCAGUCAGGAUGGGCAGAACCCACAGUCAGUCGGGAUGGGCAGAAUCCACAGUCAGUCGAGAUGGGCAGAACCCGCAGUCGGGAUGGGCAGAACCCACAGUCAGGAUGGACAGAACCCACAGUCGGGAUGGACAGAACCCACAGUCGGGAUGAGCAGAACCCACAGUCGGGAUGGGCAGAACCCGCAGUCGGGAUGGGCAGAACCCGCAGUCUGGAUGGACAGAACCCACAGUCGGGAUGGACAGAACCCACAGUUGGGAUGGACAGAACCUGCUCACCCUACUGUCUCCCCAGCCCUGUCCCAGCUGUGUACCAAGGACAAGGUGAGCACCUGUCAGGACUGCAUCCAGUCAGGGCCUGGCUGCGCCUGGUGCCAGAAGCUGAACUUCACAGGCCAAGGGGAGCCAGAGUCCGUUCGCUGUGAUACUCCAGGGCAACUGUUGCUAAAGGGCUGCACAUCUGAGUACCUCGUGGACCCCAAGAGCCUCGCUGAACCCCAGGAGGACAAGGACAGGGACCAGAAGCAGCUGUCCCCACAAAAUGUGACACUUUACUUGAGACCAGGUCAAGCGGCAGCAUUCAGAGUGAGCGUCCAGUGGACCCAGGACAGCUCUGUUGAUCUGUACUUCCUGAUGGCCCUCUCUGGCUUCACACAAGGCCAUCUUUCCAAGGUCCAGACACUGGGCAGUGACCUGCUCCAAGCCCUCAAUGAGAUCACCAGAUCAGGCCAUAUUGGCUUUGGAUCCAUCAGGAACAUGACCUUCCAGCACAUCCUGAAGCUGACUGAUGACUCCAGCCAGUUUCAGAAGGAGCUGGGGAAGCAACUGGUUUCUGGACACCUGGAUACCUCCAAGGGACAGCUGGAUGCUAUGAUGCAAGUCACCACGUGCCUGGGAGAAAUCGGCUGGCGCAAUGGAGCACGGUUUCUGGUGUUCGCCACUGACAACGAUUUCCACUUUGCUAAAGACAAGAAUUCAAGUACCAGACAGAACCUCAGUGAUAGUCACUGUCACAUGGAAGAUGGCGUGUACAAGAGCAGGAGAGAGCCGGACUACCAGUCAGUGCUCCAGCUGGCAAGCAAGCUGGCUGAAAACAACAUCCAGCCCAUCUUCCUGGUGCCCUCGAGGAUGGUGAAAACAUAUGAGAGAAUUGCCAUGCUCAUCCCUAAGCUGACCAUUGGGGAACUGUGGGACGACUCCAGCAAUGUGGCACAGCUCAUCAAGGAUACCUACAGCAAACUCUCCUCCAGCAUCUUCCUGGACCACACCACCAUCCCCAACACCCUGAAAGUCACCUACGACUCCUUCUGCAGUAACCGAGCAUCAAGUACAGGCAAAUCCAGAGGGGACUGUGGCGAUGUGCAGAUCAACGACACGGUCACCUUCCAGGUUAACGUCACAGCCUCAGAGUGCAUCCGGGAGCAGUCCUUUAUUAUCCAGGCCCUGGGUUUCCCCGACACAGUGACCGUGCGAGUCCUUCCCCAGUGUGAGUGCCAGUGCCAGGACCAGAGUCAGGAGCACAGACUCUGUGGAAGCAGGGGUGCCAUGGAGUGUGGCAUCUGCAGGUGCAACUCCAACUACACCGGGAAAAGCUGUGAGUGCCAGACACACGGCCAGAGCAGCCAGGAACUGGAAAGACGCUGCCGGAAGUACAACGGCUCCACGGUGUGCUCCGGACUGGGAGACUGCAUCUGUGGGCACUGUGUGUGCCACGCCGGUGACCUCCCAAACAAUGUGAUCUAUGGACGAUACUGCGAGUGUGACAACUAUAACUGUGAGCGACAUGAUGGUCAAGUCUGCGGUGGUCCACAGAGGGGCUCCUGCUUCUGCGGCCAGUGCAGCUGCAAGGCAGGCUUUGAGGGCUCAGCCUGCCAGUGCCGGAGGUCCACCGAGGGCUGUCUGAACAACAAUUUGGUGGAGUGCAGUGGCCAUGGCCGAUGCCACUGCAACAGGUGUACAUGUGACCCAGGCUACCUUCCGCCACUGUGUGAGCAUCUUCGCUAUAUCCCGCACUGCAGCCAGCACAUCUCUUGUGCCGAAUGCUUAAAACUCAGCGAUGGACUACGAUGCAUCAGUGAGUGUGGGAGUCUGACGAGUUCAGACACAUUCUUUAAGGGCAAGAACUGCAGUGAACAGGACUCAGAGGGCUGCUGGAUAACCUACACUCUGCAUUGGCGAGACUGGGGAAAACUCUCUUCCAUCUACAUAGAUGUGAGCCGAGUGUGCCCUACCACCAUUGCACUGAGUGUGGCCGUGGGUGUCCUGGGGGCUGCUGUCCUCCUGCUGAUCGUCUGGAUAAUCUUCCUGAAGGAAACCCAGAAGAUCAAACUCUCUAAAAAGGAUGGGGCUCGAGGCACACUAGAACCGAAAGAGGCUCAUUUUCAAGAACAGCACCAUGGGGAGUCACCAUGGUGGCAUCAGGAGAGACAGGGUACCUGAAGAAGAUAAGGUAUCAGGAUCAACCACACCUCCUCCACACUAUAACCAACCAUCGUACGGCUUACACUGCUCAGAAUCACCAGCACAAAAGCUGGUUCUGUUUCUUUCCAAGGUGACCUAGCUGCCAGAUCUUCAGUGGACUUCUCUCCAGGGAGAGCCUCGUCUCUGGCCCAUGUAGUCAUUCAUAAUGCUUUGAGAAAAAAAAAAUCCUAAAUCUUAAGAGGUCAGACACAUGCUUUCUGUGUGAAAAGUAAGAAACCAGUUCAAUUAAAUGUAGGGCUUAUUUACAUGUUAAACAUCUCUUUGGGAGUGUUGUUCCUGUGUAUGUACAUGUCAGGGGUGACAUUAGGUGUCUUCUUCAAUUGCCCACUGCCUUAUUUUUUGAGACAAAUUCUUUUCAUUGAACCUAUGAGUUCUAGGGACCCCCCCAUCCCCAGAACUGGUAUUACAGACACAAACUGCUUGUACACAACUUUUAUGCAGUUUCUGGCAGUACAGGUCACUAUGGGCAGGAAGGUCAUGAUAACCACAGCAUGAGGCAGCUGGUCACAUUGUGUCUGCC